Lacerta agilis (Sand lizard) is the source of this 657-nucleotide messenger RNA. RefSeq names its product transmembrane protein 97 (gene TMEM97). The record is from RefSeq and is a predicted model, not a curated record. Bases 39 to 560 code for a protein of 173 amino acids. Lineage: Eukaryota; Metazoa; Chordata; Lepidosauria; Squamata; Lacertidae. The transcript has 3 exons. Gene Ontology annotation, cellular component: endoplasmic reticulum.
GGAGAGCUCAUUGAUUUGCACCGAGAGAAAAAGACGCGAUGGCGGCUGGGACAGCGACGCGCCUCCUGGAAUGGAUCUUCGCCUUGUAUUUCCUCACUCACAUCCCCAUCACGCUGCUGGUGGAUUUGCAAGCGCUCCCGGGGGCAGGAUUUUACCCCCGCAGCCUGAAAGAAUUGACAUCUUGGUACACGGUUGCAUUUAAGGACCCCAUGAUGAAGGACCCCCCUGCCUGGUUCAGGUCGUUCGUAUUCUGUGAAGCCUUCCUACAGUUGCCUUUCUUCCCUAUCGCAGCCUAUGCCUUCUGGAAAGGCAACUGCAAAUGGAUCCGAAUCCCGGCCAUCAUUUACGCGACCCACGUCAUGACCACGCUGCUCCCCAUCUUCAGCCACAUCCUGUUCAACGAUUUCUCGCGGUCCAAGCACCCUGCGCCCCAGACGCUGCACGAACGCUUGACUCUCUGCGCCAUUUACAGCCCCUACUUCCUGAUUCCUUGCCUCAUUCUUCUCACGAUGCUCCUCAGCCCCCUGUAUAACCAGGUGGAUAAAAGGAAAAGGAAAUAAGCCGGCGAGGAUCCUUCCUAAGAGGGGGAAGGAGUUAAAACCUUGGAUUCAGAAGCUUGCAAACUGGGCCAAUAAAUGGUUGUGUGUUUUUUUUUUU